GCGGCCCCGCGGGGAGGGGCGCAGAGGCGCGGCCCCUGUCCCCACCGCCGCGCUCCUGCCCCCCGCACCCGGUCGCGCGGCUUCUGAAGAGUCUCUAGAAAAGCUCGCGGACUCCGCUCAUCCUCGUCGGCCGGAGCCCAUGCCCUCUCCGGCCUGCGAGCGGGACCGGGUCACGCCGGGUCGCUGGGCUCCAGGCAGGGAGGGGGUCAGAGAAGGGCUGCGGCCGGGCUCUCCGCACGCAGCCUCACUGCGUCUUUGGGGAGGCGGCCCUGUUCCCAGGCAAGACUGAUGAUGUGGGGGGACGACUGGAAAGCUCUGGGUCCAACGAGAUCGUGACCGUCUCUCCCGAACCUCUCUGUGGUCAGCGGAAAGCGAGGACGCCGGCCGGCCACACAGACCACGCCGUCGGGCUUCCCACCUCGGGGAGAUGGCGGGGCUCGGCCCAUCCCGAGGGCAGUGGGUAUAGCCCAGCGCGACUGAGAUGGUGACCGAAGGUCGCACAUCUAGUACUUGGCGGAGCUGGGGCUCAACCCAGCUUGCCCCCCCAGGCUGGCCUCGGUGCUCUCCGAACCUAGAAGAAGGAACCGACUGUGCCUGCAGUGUGUCUGGCAAGUCGUCCCUGAAAUAAUUCAAAAAGCCAAAAGACCCCACAAAGAAGCAGUUCCUGAGCAGCUCCAGGCUCCAGGCGCUGUUUGGCUUACAGAUCCGGGAGUGACCCUGGGCGGGGGGACGACACUGCUCCGUCUCACAGAGGAGCAAUUGGCCCCACGCUCCUGCUGUAUUGUAGGCAUGGUGGUCCCUGGGCACCAUCGUGGACAACCCCCUGCUCACAUCCACUGAGGACACAGCUGUGGACACUUUCCAGUUUCUGAACCUCACAACCUCCCUGUUCUGGAGGAAAGGAAACCAGUCGUGACAGUCCUCAUCUGAUGACAAAACGUGGCCCAAGAGGCCUGAUGCUGGUGACUCCUGCCCUCCAGGAAGCAGUUGCCUGCUGUGGCUCCCGUCCUCUGGGCUUCAGGCACCGUGACACCACCAUGCACUCCGCUCUCUGGGCCGGAUUCUUCCUGAGGUUGUCACCCACACGUGGCUCCCGCAGUUUCACAGUGAACAACCGCGGACCGCGGGAGGAAGCAAGCCACCCUUCACAAGACGAAUUCCGGGUCUGUAGCUGCGGCUGGGACCUGCAUCCCUGUUCUCAUUUAGUGGAUCCUGCAUUCUUCCGAGGCUGGAACACCACAGCCCCUCACCUGCUGAUGGAGUUUUCAAGUCCUCCCAGAGGAGAAUGUUCCCGGCCUCUGGACAGGGCGGGUGUCAGGGCUGCCAGCCUCACGGGACUGCUGUUCCUUCAGGUGAUAUCGUGGGCAUCAGGUGCCCGGCCCUGCAGCCCUAAAAGCUUCGGCUACAGCUCGGUGGUGUGUGUCUGCAACGCCACAUACUGUGACUCUCUUGACCCCCUGACCCUGCCGGCCCCAGGCACCUUCAGCCGCUACGAGAGCACGCGCAGUGGACGCCGGAUGGAGCGGAGUCUGGGGACCAUCCAGGCCAACCGCACGGGCACAGGGCUUCUGCUGACCCUGCAGCCAGACCAGAAGUUCCAGAAAGUGAAGGGGUUUGGAGGGGCCAUGACAGACGCUGCUGCCCUCAACAUCCUCGCCCUGUCCCCCCCUGCCCGGAACUUGCUGCUCAAAUCUUAUUUCUCUGAAGAAGGCAUCGAGUACAACAUCAUCAGGGUCCCCAUGGCCAGCUGUGACUUCUCCGUCCGCACCUACACGUAUGAUGACACCCCUGAUGACUUCCAGUUACGAGACUUCAGCCUCCCCGAGGAGGACGUCAAGCUCAAGAUACCCCUGAUUCACCAAGCUCUGGCACUGGCCCAGCGCCCCGUGUCACUGUUUGCCAGUCCCUGGACGUCACCCACGUGGCUGAAGACCAAUGGGGCCGUGAAUGGGAAGGGGUCGCUCAAGGGUCAGCCUGGGGAUAUCUACCACCAGACCUGGGCCAGAUACUUUGUGAAGUUCCUGGAUGUCUAUGCAGAGCACAAGCUACACUUCUGGGCAGUAACGGCAGAAAAUGAGCCUUCGGCAGGGCUGCUCAGCGGGUACCCCUUCCAGUGCCUGGGUUUCACGCCCGAGCACCAGCGAGAUUUCAUCGCCCGGGACCUGGGUCCUGCCCUUGCCAACAGUGCGCACCGCGACACCCGUCUGCUCAUUCUGGAUGACCAGCGCUUGCUCCUGCCCCACUGGGCCCAGGUGGUGCUGGCGGACCCAGAGGCAGCUAAGUACGUGCAUGGUGUGGCUGUGCACUGGUACCUGGACUUCCUGGCCCCAGCCAAGGCCACCCUGGGGGAGACACACCGCCUCUUCCCCGACAUCAUGCUUUUCGCCUCGGAGGCCUGUGUGGGCUCCAAGUUCUGGGAGCAGAGUGUGCGCCUGGGCUCUUGGGACCGGGGAGUACAAUACAGUCACAGCAUCAUCACGAACCUCCUGUACCACGUGGCCGGCUGGACCGACUGGAACCUUGCCCUGAACCCAGAAGGGGGGCCCAACUGGGUGCGCAACUUUGUGGACAGUCCCAUCAUCGUUGACAUCGCCAAGGACACGUUUUACAAACAGCCCAUGUUCUAUCAUCUCGGCCACUUUAGCAAGUUCAUCCCCGAGGGCUCCCAGAGAGUGGGGCUGCUGGCCAGCCAGAAGAACAGCCUGGAUGUAGUGGCGCUGACCCGUCCCGAUGGCUCUGCGGUUGUGGUGGUGCUGAACCGCUCCCCGAAGGACGUGCCUCUCACCAUCGAGGACCCUGGUGUGGGCUUUGUGGAGACGCUGUCCCCGGGCCACUCCAUCCACACCUACCUGUGGAGCCGCCCAUGAUGGAGCCUGGGUGUGGGCAUUAAAGGGGUACAGCCAGCUCA
Messenger RNA from Lutra lutra (Eurasian river otter), 2908 nucleotides. It is a transcript of the gene GBA1, whose product is annotated as glucosylceramidase beta 1. Gene Ontology annotation, molecular function: glucosylceramidase activity. Lineage: Eukaryota; Metazoa; Chordata; Mammalia; Carnivora; Mustelidae. Gene Ontology annotation, biological process: glucosylceramide catabolic process. The record is from RefSeq and is a predicted model, not a curated record.